AAGCUGGGAAGAAGGAUCGCAAAAAAGAAUGCUUUUAUUGCAAGAAAAUGAUCACUCAUAUCUCGACUCACCUCGAACGUCGUCAUACCAGUGAAGAGAAAGUGAAGGAGAUUCUGAGUCUGGAAAACGAGGUGCAGAAGAGUAAGAAGUUAACAAAACUUGGGAAUUUGGGAGAUCAUCUUCACAAUAUAAAGGUUUUGCGAACCAAACAAGGAGAAUUAAGAGUUCAGAGACAGAAAGGGGUAAUCAACCCUGAUGACUAUGUUACCUGUCCUCUUUGUAAUCGCUGGUUUAUUCGCCAUUUUUUAAGUAAACACGGUAAAAAAUGUGCUUGCAAACUAGACCCCUCUCAAGAUAUCUCAAUAAAACAAGCUAUCCAUAUGAGAUUUGAAAAAUCUGAACUCUCUCCGACCAGUAUCCUAGUGCUUAGCGGACUCACUGAUGGUCCAAUUUCGUCAGCAAUUAAAGGCGACUCAACCUUAAUUGAUUUUGUCAAUUGCAGAGCAGAGUUCAUCCAUGACACAAAAGAUUCUAAGAAGAUUCAAAGUCUACGUCACAAUAUGCGGCUUUUGGGAAGACUUCUGAAUCAAGCUCAAGAAAGACGUCCUGGGACCUCUAUGAUGUCCCUUCUUUUGGAAUGGGAGUUCGAUGAACUUGUAGAGGUGGUCAAUCUAAUCCCAGUAAAAGAAGGAUCAACUGGAUCGACCCGUUUAAACCUAGGAUAUCAGCUUAAAGCAGUUCUUAAAAGAUUGGAGGAAAAUGCAGCUGAUAUGCCGGAUUCCCAAAGUAAAACUGUGCUCGAAAAGAAACUUGGAUAUCUCAACACCAAAAUGCAGUCGCAAUGGUCGAGACAGGUAACUCGCCUGUCCUGCAUACUAGGAGUGAAUUAGGCAGAAACAAGAAGAACAACCUUGUCAAAUCUUCAGAUGUGAAGAAGGUUUACCUAUAUACCUGCCGCAAGCUUACGGAAGCGAAAGAAGAAUUAGCCUCAGACCAAAAGUCCGUUGUGAAGUACAGAGCUCUCAUGAAAUACAUCUAUGCGUGGAUAGUGACAUUCAAC
This is a messenger RNA of Eurytemora carolleeae, 1060 nucleotides long. RefSeq lists its product as uncharacterized. The record is from RefSeq and is a predicted model, not a curated record. NCBI's taxonomy places the organism in Eukaryota, Metazoa, Arthropoda, Copepoda, Calanoida, Temoridae.